GAGAGAGGGGAAAGCGCCGAUGGAAAAGUGUCCAGGGCUUGGUUAACAAGAAAACAGCAUUCCGGUCCGCUUCAGUUCGUCCUGGGACACUCGGCGAUGAGAGAUUCACCGAAAGGGGCACUUUGAGAUAUGAUGAGGUUUAUUUCUGGUCGGCAAUAGUACUAUGAUUUGGUAUGUGGCCACUUUGAUAGCAAGUGUAUUCAGCACCCGAGGAACGGCCGCUCAAGGUGCCCACGGAGUGCGAGAGGAGCCCCAGUUUGUGACGGCACGUGCAGGAGAGAACGUCAUCCUGGGAUGCGACGUGUCCCACCCCCUGAACGGCCAGCCCUAUGUGGUGGAAUGGUUCAAGUAUGGAAUGCCCAUCCCCUUCUUCAUCAACUUUCGCUUCUACCCUCCUCAUGUGGACCCGGAAUACGCCGGCCGGGCCAGUCUGCAUGGCAAGUCCUCCCUGCAGAUAGAGAAUGUGCGCUCAGAGGACCAGGGCUGGUAUGAGUGUAAGGUUCUGAUGCUGGAGCAGCAGUAUGACACCUUCCACAACGGCAGCUGGGUGCAUCUAACCGUCAACGCCCCCCCAACGUUCACGGAUACGCCACCUCAGUACGUAGAGGCGAAGGAGGGAGGUAGCAUUACUUUGACCUGCACGGCCUUCGGCAACCCCAAACCCUCGGUCGGCUGGCUGAGAGAAGGCAGCCUCAUGGUCAGCAGUGCCAAGUAUAAGGUGUCUGAUGGGAGUUUGACGGUGCUAUCCAUCACCCGGGAGGAUCGUGGGGCCUACACCUGCCGAGCCUUCAGCCCCCAGGGAGAGGUCAUUCACACCACACGCCUGCUAGUGCAAGGCCCUCCGUUCAUUGUAUCACCACCAGAGAACAUUACAGUGAACAUCUCGCAGGACGCCUUCUUCACCUGCCAGGCGGAGGCCUACCCUCGCAACCUGACCUACACCUGGUUCUGGGAGGAGGACAACGUCUUCUUCAAGAAUGACCUAAAGCGCAGAGUCAGUAUUCUAAUUGACGGUUCCCUCAUCAUUGCCCAAGUCAAACCCGAGGAUGCUGGGAAAUAUACCUGUGCUCCGAGCAACAGCCUGGGCCGACCACCAACUGCCUCUGCCUACCUAACAGUGCAAUAUCCUGCCCGUGUGGUAAAUAUGCCGUCUGUCAUCUAUGUGGCCAUUGGUCUGCCUGGCUUCAUCCGCUGUCCUAUAGAUGCCAACCCCCCUGUAACUCUGGUUAAGUGGAAGAAAGAUGGCCUCCCUCUUCGGAUAGAUAAGUUCCCUGGUUGGAGCCAAAUAGACGAUGGGAGCAUCCGUGUGGCAGAGGUGACGGAGGACUCUCUCGGCACCUAUACCUGCAUGCCUUACAAUGCCCUGGGUUCCAUGGGAUGGUCCCCUCCUGCUCCCCUGGUGCUAAAGGAGCCUCCCAAAUUCUCAGUGGUUCCUGGAGGGGAGUACAGGCAGGAAGCUGGGAGAGAACUGGUCAUACCCUGUGAGGCGGAGGGAGACCCCUUUCCUAACAUCACAUGGAGGAAGGUAGGCAAGCCCAGUAAAAGCAAGCACAAUGUUCUUCCCCGAGGCAGCUUACAGUUCAAGUCACUCACAAAGGAGGACCACGGGGAGUGGGAGUGUGUCGCCACCAACGUUGCCACGAGCAUCACUGCCAGCACGCACGUCCAAGUCAUAGGCACAAGCCCCCACGCCCCCACCAGCAUCCACAUGGUGGCGUCCUCAACCUGGACCAAUGUGUCCUGGGAGGUUGGCUAUGACGGAGGCUUCCAGCAGACAUUCUCAGUCUGGCUGAAGAGGGAGCAUUUAGGUGCACAUGACUGGCUUUCCAUACCCGUGCCUGGAGGCCACGACUGGUUGGUGGUGCCUGGCUUGGAGCCAGAGACAACAUACCAGUUCAGCAUCCUGGCCCAAAACAAGCUUGGCUCAGGCCCUUUCAGCGAGGUUGUCACUGUGAACACACUAGUAUUUCCUAUAAGUACCCCUGAACCAUUGGUGCUGCUUACCCCACCACGGUGCCUCACAGCCAAUCGCACGCAGCAGGGAGUUCUGCUCACCUGGAUCCUGCCUGCCAAUCAUACAGCACCUAUCCAGCAUUAUGUCAUGGAGUUUCGCCUGGGGGAACGAUGGGAGGUCUUGGAUGACAGCAUUCCUGCUGGGGAGACGGACUUACUCGCCCGAGACCUCAUCCAGGAGGCUUGGUAUGAGUUCCGUGUCAUGGCCGUCAUGGAUGACAUGAUCAGCGAGCCUAGUAACAUAGUAGGCGUGUCCAGCACAGACUUCUUUCCUCCCCCAGAGAUGGUGGAAGAACGUGGACUGGCGCGACCUGUGGUGGCCGGCAUUGUGGCCACCAUCUGUUUCCUUGCAGCAGCUGUCCUGUUCAGUACGAUGGCUGCUUGCUUCGUCAACAAGCAGCGCAGGCGGAAGCUAAAGAGGAAAAGAGAUCCCCCUCUUUCCAUAACCCACUGCAGAAAAAGCAUGGAAACUCCGUCAUUUUCAGGAAAGGUGAGCCCAGAGAGCAUUCGUUCAAAGGCAACUCCGUCAGAAUCAUCUGAAGAUAGUCAUGACCAGCAUGGGGGGAAGAAGCCACCUGCAAGUCCGGGGAAAAAGGAGGAAUUAUCUUUAUAUAAGAAGACCAAACGAGCAAUAACAAGCAAGAAAUACAGCAUCUCCAAGCAUGAAGCUGAAGCAACACCCAUUGAACUUAUUAGCCGAGGCCCAGAUGGACGCUUUGUCAUAGAUCCCACUGAUGCAGAAAUGUCUGUUAAGCCCCGGCGAAUUGAAGGGUUCCCCUUUGUGGAAGAAUCAGACCUCUAUCCUGAAUUCCGGCAGUCAGACGAGGACAAUGAUGAUCCCAGGCCUCUGCCCCCAGUUAUGGCCCCCCUUCGGCCUCACCAGAUUUCCCCCAUCUCCAGUCAGGAAUCCUACCUGCAACCUCCAGCCUACAGCCCUCGUUUCCAGAGGCCCUUCGAAGGUAUGACCAUCAUGGAGAGCAGUCGGCUCCAGGCCACGGGGCAGAUCCGAGGUUCUCUCCACCACAGAGCUUUCUAUGGUUAUCUAGGCCCCCCUGGGGAUCAUGACCCCCCACCUCCUUUUUACAUGCCUGAUACUAGCCCUCUCAGCUCUGUCAUGUCCUCCCCCCCAUAUCUUGCUGAAGGUCCUUUUGGUCAUCCCAUGAUUCCUGAAGAAAUGGGGGAGGGUGAUUUCCCACAAUAUGCUGUCCCUGGUUUCCCACUUCCUCUGACACUCACCUCUUCCUCUCGUUCACCCGAGCUUUGGCAGGGACUGGAUUUCACCUUUGCAAGUCUGGAGGGGCCCCAGUUCAUUUUUCCGUCGCAUCACCCAUUGCAUCUCCGUCACGACUCCCCUUAUCCUCCUCCACCUCAUGUUCUUCCCCUAAGUGCUUUCCAGCCCUCCCUUCCAAUGCCCACUUACCCAGCUGUCAUGCCACUGGAGGCCCCAAAGAGCCGCUCAAGCAGGUCUCCCAGCAAGGCCAAGCCUCAUGGCUCCCCAGCCAAGCAUUUAGCUAUGCAAGAGGCACGUUUUGGGCAUCUAAGACACAAAAGCCACGGUAUGGGUGGGCCGGUUUUGCCUUACACCGAUCCAAUGACCCAUAUUGUCCCGAGCACAUUCAGUAGCCUUGACACUCGAUGGUUUGAAACUGCCCCUCGUUUCAGUCCCAGACAGGCUCGUAGGAUGGAUUCUGGCAUGCACCAGGUGGUUCUCCAGCCCUCUCGACUCUCACCCCUCACCCAAAGCCCUCUUAGUUCUCAUGAAGGCUCCCCAGAGAUUGUAGUACGUCCCAGGCCACGUCCCAGCAUUGUCCAACCUCACAUACCCCCAGAGAUGUCUGAGAUUACCCUCCUCCCUCCUUCCACAGCCAGCUUCUCAAGGAGAUCUUCCCCCUCCUCCUCACCUGCCCAAGGUCAGGGUAGCAGGAGAGCAAGUCCCAGCUACCGUUCCCACAUGGCCUUUGCCACUUCUGCAACCAGCUACCCAGCUUCCCAGUCCCCAUCACCCCCCAUGGAAAGCAGCAACAUAUUUGGGCAGAUGCCAUCUCAAAGGAGGACUGAGGAGGGGAUCCUUCCAUCUGAGCACUCUCCACCCCAGUUGUCAGCUUCAGGAAAACGUCGAGGUGUGCCGAGUCCCCUUUCGGGGUCUGAGAGGAUUGAUGCACUGAGAUACCAACGUAUUAAAAAGGCCAAGAAGAUAAUGAUGAACAACAAUAACUCCAAGUCCAGAAAGAAAGCAGGUGUCACCACCUCUCAGACCCAGCAGGCCUACACCUCUCAGGUACUCCAACCCGAAGAAGCUCUCUACCUCCGCAAGAAGAAGAAACGGCCCAUCCUCCAUGACCCUUAUACUCGCUUUUCUGCUCUGCUGUACCGCCGGCCACCACGAGAGGACCAGAAGGCUAUUUUGGCCAGCAUGGACAACAUAGACCUAGACCAUGCAACCCUCCUCUAAAAGCCCUUGAGGAAAAGGUCACAACCAUGCAAUAUGCCCUCAUUCCAAAAUAGCUAAAUACCAGAUGGAAAACAACAACAAAGAUGUUUGCAAUUUAUUGUCUAUAUAUGGGAAUGGCACUAAAUUUCAGCAUUCAGAUUUGGUACAUUCUGCAACUACGCAGACUCAGAUCAAGAACCCACAACAUGUACAGAUGUGUCUGAAAUGCUGGUCCCAAUUUACUGUUAGUGACAUAGCAGCAUUGGUAAAUUGGAAUAGCAUCACAGAGUGCAGUCCUGCUUCCAAGGAUGACUUUACUAAUACUGAUUGGGAUUCCCAAAUGCACAAGGGUGAUCUGUGUAUGCUUAAAUCAAGUAGUAUUCCCUUUAAAAGGUGUGUUUAGACUUUAGCAAUUCAAAUCAAAAUGAUAGCUGCCACAAUUUUCCAAAGUUUUACUCCAGUGCAAAACGAUUAAUAAAAAAAAAGAGACAAUACAUGAUUACCAGCUCCCGUUUUUCCCAUUUUAAAAAAAUACCAGUUUUCCAGUGUUACCGUUUUUAAUUUAAAAGGCUUUGCAGACCUAGAAACUUAGAACAUGUUUCUUGUACUGAGCCAAACCCCCCAAAAAGCCCUGCGGGUCUCCGUUUACAGCACCUUCCACCGGAUCCUCUCCGCCAGCAACGUCUCUUAUCUGCCGAGAAACUCGCCUCACAAAUAUGGAUGUUCUCACUUCCUACCAAAUAUACCUCAGAGCACACGACACGAGACCACACAACCACCAGGAUCAGCCAGCAAAACAAACUAGCCUUUUCAUAUCUUUAGUCAUUAUUAUGUUCCUCUUGCUUUUCUUAUAAUGAGUAUUACUUUUUACUUUGUUAGCUGUAUAUUAUUUAAGCUAAUUCAGUUUACUUAUCUUGGAGAAUGAUGAUUUAGUGUCAUUCUUCUCAUCUGUCGGGAAUGAUCAGGACUGACAAACAAAUACAGAACUGAACUACUUUACUAGGCCUACUUAAGGAAUUAUAUUGACUUUCACUGUAUCUAAUUUCUUUUUGAAUAUUGUCAUUCAGCAAUGAAUCACACAGGUGGUUACUGUACUUUUGCAUUUCACAUACUUAUAACAAACCAUCAACAAGCACUAUUAAAAGUGGUAAUUCAAUUAUUUUCAGUCAUUCUAUAUAAAUACAUAUAAUAAUAAAUUAAGCUUCUCAUAUCUCAUAACUGUUUGCACUGGAGCAAAAUCUUGCUGCUGCUUUUCACCAGUUUUUCUACUUUAGGUAGUGUAGAAGGUACCAAAUCCUAGUCCGAAAGAAUUAUAAUUAUGCCAAAAAUAAUUAAAUUAAAAAAAAUAAACAAACAUACAUAGUGGAGGAUAAGUUUUUGUGCCAUAGUAUGUGAUAGUAUUUUCUUCAUACAUAUUAGAGGGCAUAAAAACAAUGGCUUUGUUUGGUCCUAAAGGAGCUUCUGGUUGGUUGCCUGCUUCACUUUUCACAAUUUUUAUUCAUUAUUACAUUUUUUUAUUUGUGUGAGCAUGUGUAAGUAACCGCCUCUUUGUAUUGUGUCUCUUUAUGUGCUUGUCAUCUAAAAUGAAAAUGCUGAGAGUAGAGUCAUCCCUUAAGAAAAUACAAAAAGUGGCAUUGAAGGUAACACAAAGUGAGACAAACCUUUGUGUUGUAUAAAACACUGGAAGAGGCCGUUUUGUUUACAUAUUGCCCAGUUUUACUUUGAGAGAUUCCAGUGAUGAUUAAAUGUUUAACUGACAUGGAAAGGUGGACACUAAGGGGCUAACAAUAUGUUCUAUUGAAUAAGUAAAGAUAGUGCCAUAACAUUAGAAACUAAACUAUAUCACACAUUACACAUGCUGCAGCUCAGUCACAUGUUGGAUUCAACAACGGAUGUCUGUGUUCUGUACCAGUUUUGAUGCCGGGGUUUCUUCAGUUAGUUUGUUUUACUUCUGUUCAAAAGGUGUUUAAUUUCCUAAGAAGUUGUCUUCAUUUGUAGAUGUUACGGUAAUGUAUCUUGGGAUCCUAAUACUAAAUGAAAGCAGUGUCCAUGUUCUGAUGAAGUUUGGAGUGGUAUUGGUAUGUUUAUUGUUUUUUAUGCAUUUUGUAUAAUUUCUUUAUUGUGAUUUUGAGGAGAUUCUGACAACUCCAACUCCAACAUAGUCUUCAUUUUAAGUGACAAAAUGAGAUUGCUUUAUUAAGAUAUUUCCACAAUGAAUGCUUUCAAAAUGAGCAGUUCCAAUGUUUCAAAAAAUCUGCUCUGACAACUGACCUCUCGUCAUAUUUGAUAUUUAAAUGCAGAAGAGUGAAGAAGAGAUGUGAUGUCAUUUAUUUAAAAGGGAAUACUAACUAUUUCUCCUGAAACCAAUUAUCAUACAUAAAUAGAUAAGCAUAAAUAAUAAAAGACAGAUGAAUAAAGUUAAUAAUUGCAUCAUACAGAUGCAUUAGGGAUGCUUUAGCAGCAACGUUAGAUAAGAAUCGUGUGCCUUUAUGAUGGAAUGUUGUCUCCAGGGUUGGAGCAUCUGGUAGCUAACAAUUAAGUAUUGCGUCUGUGUCAGCAUAAUGCACUUAUUGUGGAAAUAACUUUAAAAUACGAUUUCUUCAUUUUCAUUUUAACAUCUGUAACUAAAGUGAAACCACAAUAUCUACUUCCAAAGAUAAAACAGUCAGCAUGAAUCAUGUCAGUGAGAUGAAGUGGCAAGGAAAUGCACAUACAACUCUCAGAUCAUUGAUCAUUGAUGAAACAACAGUAUGGCUAGCCUAGCCAAACUCCCAUGAGACCGCAACAUUAUUUUUACAUGCUUUGUAAGGCACUAAGAAGAGGCCAUCCCAUCAUAGGUGCUUGAGCAGUGGUGUCAAACAGAGGCUCUUCUUGCAGCCUGAGGUGCUAAGAAAACCAUGAAGUAAAGCUGUACUAAUGAGUAUAUAUUUCAAUAAUGCCACUUCCAUUUUCACAGCUGUGUAAUUGCCGUGUUGUUGUAUUUUAAGAUAUUGUUAUCUAAAGAAAUGAGAACAGUCUGCACUGCUGCCUCGGUUUAAAAGCAUGGACGGUUAAAAAGCGCUUGUUGGAGUCAUGGCUGGAUACAAAGUCACAUGAAAAGAGAAACAACAAGCUCUUCUUCCACAAAACCCUUUAUUAUUGCAUAUCUAAAGUGAUAUUUAAAAAACUGCAGGCACUCUGAUGCAUAAUGUUCUCCAAGUCAAAUAUGUUGUGUAUUGUACCUUGUUGCUUUUGAAUAUAAUUAGUUGUAUGCCAUUUAUAGAAAGGUAUUUGUCAGAUAUAAGAAGAAGAGCAUUCGCUACAGACCUUCGGAGGUUUGUGUUGCUGUGUGUCCUCAGCAGAGCUCUGGAGGGCACUUUGUUUGUUAAAUACUCUGGCAUUGUACUUGCUAGGUCUGCAUGAUAGAGGGGACAGAGGCUAUUUCAUGUCACACUGUGUAUGAAAAGACAAGGUAAACAUACAAAAGGGACAAGUGAGUGCCAUCAAUCGACAAUGAUUCCCCCAAUUAGGACUCUGAUGACUGUUGCUCAGAAAUUAGUAAGAUAUUGCUGUUGGGUAAGUUUGGGAAUCUGGCAUUCAUGGCACAUAUGAAAUAAAUCCAUAGCAAUCACUAUUUUCUGCCAAUGAUGAAAUGUUUUGGAAUGGAAUCAAGUUUAGAUCAGUAGAAUAAUAGUUCAAAAGUCCUGCAACUUCCCUUCAAAGAGUUUAAAUCAAGAAUCUAAAAUGAUUCUGUAAUAACAAUAAGGAUAGCUUGUAGUUUUCAUACUGUACUGUACCAUCAUGUUGACCCAAUAUACUUACCUAUUAUAUUGUUUCUGUUGAGGAAUUAACUUUACAAUUAUUUGCAUAUAUUUAUCUUUGGAAUCAUAACUGUUGCCCUCUAAGAACUUAACACUGAGCAUAAUGUCCCAUGUUGUUAUUAACCCACAUUUAAAAGAAACCAAAAACAUUGACAGACGAGAAAUAAGACCUAAAAUAUACAUCAAUUCUUUAUUGAACGUUGUUUUUGUUUUUAUACAUUUUUGGUCGAAUGUAGAGAGAAUGAAUACCAUGAAAACUUGAGUACACCAACUAAAUCCAAAAACAUUCAGUGUCACAAGACAGCUCUUCAAACCUGCGGUGGUUUGCAUGAUUUGCAUGGUAUAAACAUUGGAAUGCUACUGACAGACACGGAGUUGCCACUGCCAGAGCAGCGCUCUGUAGUGUUAAGAGAAGCACGGACAAUGGACAAAAUUAUUUUUCAAACAAUUUUUAAAAACUAGUGCAAGACACAAUCCUAAUGUUUCAAAAUGUAAAAUUAACCCUUGAGUUUUACCACAGCAGCGUUGACAUGCAAUAAAAGCACACGUCGGGCUGUUAAAGACAUUCAGUGGAUUUGAAGCUGUUACAACACCGAGCAUUGUUUCUACAUGAUGUGGUAAUAAGGCCAGGUAGAUUUGUUCUUUACUACUCUGUGAUGUCUAUUACUUGAUAUUUUCUAAAGUACAUAUUAGGUGAAUCUGGAGUAAAAAGAAACAGGUCCAUAUAAAUGCUCUAGUUGUCAAAUUGCAGUCUGACUUGUGUUGAGUACAGAAUAGAUGUAAACUUCUUUGUGAACGGCCCUGGCUCAGAAUGAUCAUUAUGAACCAUAAUGAGAGUAACUCUGAGUCACAUGUACUGUAAUGUAGUCAUAUGGUCCCCUAUAGUGCUACACAUGUAGAGAAAACAGUGGUGAUUUGCAGUUGAUGGUACUGUAUAAGAUUCUGAAAUAGCUUACAAAUAGUUAUGUUUGUGGUGUCUAAAGAAAAAACUAUAUUUGUUUUAGAAAAUCUCGGUACUGUGUCACUAUGACUCUUGAGCUGAGGAGAACUCUGCGCUCUGCUCGGGCUUUACUUAUUUGAAGAUCGAUUAAGAGAGACUUAUCAUUGUGUUGUUGGGGAUAUUCAGACUUUUAUUCCACACGCUAAGAGUGGAGAACCUCUGGUGCUAACACAUGCCGCACAAGUACGUUUUUGUUGUCACCAUGUUGUAACCAUACUGAGUCGCUCUUGAAACAAACCUCUCUGAGCUCUCUGCAUCUGAUACUAAAACUGCCAUAUUAUUUUCCUUAUUUCCUUAAAAAAUACAAUUGAGCAAUUAUUUAGCGAAUUUGAGCGUAAAUGAGAAAUGAACACACGUGUUGUCAUAUCACUGAGAUCAUUCAGGAUUCAUGUAAAUAAAUAGACUGCUAUUUUGACUCAGAACCGACAUACUGCUUACAAUAAUAUCAAACUGCAAAUACAUGUAAUACAUCACAAAACAUAACUCUGCCUAUCAAUUAAAAUAAUAGCUUAAAGGCCAGUAAAAUGUUACAAUUAAAAAAAGACUUGAUGGUCAGACUUUAAAAAACUCUUCUAUCAUCUCUUACUGGCCCGUAGGACGCACUGAGGCAGAGACCUUAAUCUAAAGUACAUGAGACAGAGCCAAGCGCUUAUAAAAUCAGUCUUUGUGAAGUGCAGAAACUUGCCAUCAGUGUAUCCAUACAGCAACACGGAGGAGUAUUGAAAUACAAUGUAUCAACUUUUGUCUGAACUUGAGUGUACAAAAAAACAAUUACAGAUUUGAGAGAGAAAAAAAAAGAGGUUUUGUUACACUGUGUAAAUAAUAUCUCAAAUAAGCUUUCCUUGUCAUAUAUAUUUUUUUGUAGAAGAACAUUUGAUGCACAACAACUAUAUUGAAGACUGAGUGGGAACUGAGUAGUGUAGGGUCUGCUUCAGUGACACAUUAUAACAUGAUGUAACAGACCAAUGUCUAUUUGUGAGUGAUGGAAAUCUUCUAAGUGCUAGAAAUUACUUUAAGAUUUGAAUAUUAUAGAGCCAGGAAAUAUAUAUAUAUAAAAAUAUAUAUAUAUAAAUAUAUUAUGUAUCCAAAAUGGUUACAUGAGUAUCUAUAUUUGGGGACAGUACUUGUUUUCAAGAAUGUAUAACUCUAUAUUGUAUAAUUUUUAUAUCCAUUUGUUGCUGUAUACUGUAGCAAUGAAUAAUCUUACACAAAGUAGAGAAAUGUGUCUGAGGUUUUCAGUUGUGUACAAAACAAAAGAGAAUGGUGCACAAACGUGUCACUGUCCUGUAUAUCUCACUGUCUAUUACACAGAGACUCUCAGAGAAGGACACAGCAAACUAGUUAUUAUAGCAACCUCCAUUUGGUGUGAAUAGCAAAUGUAAUUGUUGAAUUAUUUGUGGGCCAUCGUCUUACCACAAGUAUCAUUUGUCCUUUCGGAGACAGUGAUUUAGCUCUGCGCUACUUUAUUAUUGAUAUGUUCAUGAGGCUGGCUUCUGCAGUCACACAUUCAUCUUUUUAAAAUAUGUGUUGGCAUGAAAGAAUUGUGAGAAUAUUUUCCCCUACUAUGGUGCUCCUUUGCAAUCUUUAUCACAGCAGAGCACAUAAAUAUAAAUGUAUAAUCAUCUAAUUCACAAACUGUGCAGAUAGAAAUGUUUCACAGCGUAUAUUUACAGUAUGUAUGUUACAGACACAACGCUGCUUUGAACUGACAUAAGGGGCAUGUGCAAGUUAAUGUGAACGUUCUGUUGCCUUUUGCUCAACUUUACUUCAGACAUUCAAUUCAGUGCUGUACAUUGCCAAAAAAAACACCUCAUAUACAUUCUGACAACUGGUGCUAUUUACAAACAUCUGUGGUGCUUUUUUUAAGUUACUUAUUUCCUUGCUUCAGACAAAAUGUAGCUACACAACCCUGUACUGUAAGUCAUCAUCUGACCUGGUUCAGUCAUUUGAUUGGAUGGUUUACUUUGACUGCUGUUGUUUCAGGGAAUAUACAGAUCAUAUAGGACUAACAUUUUGAGUGGCACAUUUUAAAGCAAGGAAAUGUAAUAGGACAUUCAUUUGAAUACAAGUCAUAAUGAUUUUUCUUGGGUUUACGAUUUUCUUGUUCAUUUUGGUCUAAACUUCACAGUGCUUCAAAGUGUAAUGUAUAGGUGGUUGCAAAACAUAUCCACACAUUGUGUUUGGUGCUGAGUGAACAGACAGGCUCAUCAUGACUUGUUUACGGUAUUCAUCUUAGACAUUAAGAUCCAUCCAGUCUUUCUAUCAGUUCAAGUAAACUCACUAAGUCCUGCAGGUACCUUUUUAUUGUACAGUAUAAGCAACACCAGCGUGACGACAGGAGGGAGUGAAGACUUCCACUCACCUUCGAGUCAUUACGACUAGUUCUUCUGCAACCAAGCUACUCCAAAACCCACCACUAGGUGGAGGUUGUUGCUUAUAAGGGACAUGCUGUGUUACUAAGACCGGAGAAAGCAUUGGAAAAUGGUCUCAUAAAGAUGCUGUUUAAAACCAGUUAACAUUCUACUUUUUGAAGCCUCUUUCCAUGAAUUCUUUAUGUCGAUGUACAAGUCACAUGAUGUUGAUUAUCUCUUGUUUUUCAUCACAAAAUGCAAUACAAGUGGAAGAAGAACAAACAGAAGUUGUCUCCUCUUAAUUGUUUAGUCUUCCUGAGAUGUGUGAACUGGUUUGAGUUACAGACUUUUUUUAUUUGAUUUUUUAUCAACCUACCUUCCAGAAAACAACAAAAGUGUGUGAGUAUGUUCACUGUUAGUUACAGACGUAGACAACCCAGUACCUCAACAUGUCUCUUCAUGGAAAUCUUCAGUCCAGAUAUAUAACUAUUCAGCUUUUUAUGUUCACCAUCUCAGAGAAGUCAAUACUCAUGAUGCUUUUUAUUUGUUGGCACAAAUACUAACAAGAAUGUAUGGCUAUUGUAAUUCCUGCUCACUCCCACUCUUCCUAAAAUUGAAGCUUUUAAAGCAAACUGUCAGUUUUUUGUAUUUCAAAUGUCUUGGUAUGCUUGUUGUAGUUGUAUAUUCAUAAUGGUGUAUAUUACAUCAGUUUUUAUUUAUUAAAACGUUUAAAUUUUC
Messenger RNA from Cottoperca gobio, 12333 nucleotides. Its product is annotated as protein turtle homolog B-like. Bases 164 to 4465 code for a protein of 1433 amino acids. NCBI's taxonomy places the organism in Eukaryota, Metazoa, Chordata, Actinopteri, Perciformes, Bovichtidae. Gene Ontology annotation, molecular function: protein binding. The record is from RefSeq and is a predicted model, not a curated record. Gene Ontology annotation, cellular component: neuron projection. The transcript is spliced from 20 exons.